Closterium sp. NIES-65 is the source of this 945-nucleotide messenger RNA. Lineage: Eukaryota; Viridiplantae; Streptophyta; Zygnematophyceae; Desmidiales; Closteriaceae. The record is from the annotation of a GenBank genome assembly.
AUGCGGGACCCGCGGGGCGCCGUCAGUUCCUGUAGCAGCAGCCGCCGCCGGCCUGCAGCAGCAGACGCCGCCGCCCUGCAGCAGCAGACGCCACCAGGCCUGCAGCAACAGACGCCGCCGCCCUGCAGCAGCAGCCGCCGCCAGGCCUGCAGCAGCAGCCGCCAGGCCUGCAGCAGCAGCCGCCGCCAGAGCCUGCAGCAGCAGCCGCCGCCAGAGCCUGCAGCAGCAGCCGCCGCCAGAGUCUGCAGCAGCAGCCGCCGCCAGAGCCUGCAGCAGCAGCAGCCGCCGCCAGCGCCUGCAGCAGCUGCCGCCCCUGGACCCGGUACGCUCUGUGCUGCCCGUGCCUGUUGCUGCCCGUGCCUGUUGCUGCCCGUGCCUGUGCUGCCCGUGCCUGUGCUGCCCGUGCCUGUUGCUGCCCGUGCCUGUGCUGCCCGUGCCUGUGCUGCCCGUGCCUGUUGCUGCCCGUGCCUGUGCUGCCCGUGCCUGUUGCUGCCCGUGCCUGUGCUGCCUGUGCCUGUGCUGCCCGUGCCUGUGCUGCCCGUGCCUGUGCUGCCCGUGCCUGUGCUGCCCGUGCCUGUUGCUGCCCGUGCCUGUGCUGCCCGUGCCUGUUGCUGCCCGUGCCUGUGCUGCCCGUGCCUGUUGCUGCCCGUGCCUGUGCUGCCCGUGCCUGUGCUGCCCGUGCCUGUUGCUGCCCGUGCCUGUGCUGCCCGUGCAUGUGCUGCCCGUGCCUGUUGCUGCCCGUGCCUGUGCUGCCCGUGCCUGUUGCUGCCCGUGCCUAUGCUGCCCGUGCCUGUGCUGCCCGUGCCUGUGCUGCCCGUGCCUGUGUUGCCCGUGCCUGUUGCUGCCCGUGCCUGUGCUGCCCGUGCCUGUGCUGCCCGUGCCUGUUGCUGCCCGUGCCUAGUGCGCUCUGCUACUGUCUGCGCCCCCGUUUCCGGCUGUCGCUGA